UUAGAUCUCUGUAAACGCCUGGAUACUUUCAACACACAUCAUAUACUUGGCCAUUGUCCCUCCUCCCCCCGAUUCCCUCGUGUUUGCCUUGUUUAUGUCUUUUCUGUUGCGUGGCUCUUGUGAAGUGCCACCUGUGAAGCGUCACCUGUGAAGCGUCACCUGUGAAGCGUCACCUGUGAAGUGUCACCUGUGAAGCGUCACCUGUUGCCCGGCUCUGGAGGCACGUCACACCGAAGCCAAAACGCAGCCUCAACAGCUGACCUCUUUGUUGGCGCCAUCUAGUGGACGCACACCGGCUACACGCAGAACAGCGGUUGUUUUUAUGGAUUUCUUUCAGUUCUCCGUCUCACUCCCGCCGUCUGUGCCCGGAUCUUCACGGCGGAAGUGCAGCCGUCAGAGGUGGCGCGCGCGGCAGCAGAAGUUGAUUAGCGUUUGAUUGAGUCCAGUUGAAAACAGCUGACGCGCGUCAGGAGCGGCGCUCCGUGCACGUGGCAGCGAGGAUGACCAGCGAUAUUUCCAAGAAGAAAGGGAAAGGCUCGGCCGACAGGAAAGCCAAGCGGAAAGUCAAGAGGAAGGAGACCUACGCCAUGUACAUCUACAAGGUGCUCAAGCAGGUUCACCCCGACACCGGCAUCUCCAGCAAAGCCAUGAGCAUCAUGAACUCCUUCGUCAACGACCUGUUUGAGAGGAUCGCCACAGAGGCCUCGCGCCUGGCGCAGUACAACAAGCGCUCCACCAUCUCCAGCAGGGAGGUGCAGACCGCCGUCCGGCUGCUGCUCCCGGGAGAGCUGGCCAAGCACGCCGUGUCCGAGGGCACCAAGGCCGUCACCAAGUACACCAGCUCCAAGUGACACCCCGCCUCUUGUCAGUAAAUGCACCGAUACGCAGAGAAAGCUUGUGUCUUUCUGUGACUUUUGGAUGUGGAGGUGUUGUGCAGAGUUUCAACAUGGCCGCCCCUUCAGCGCACGUGUCCUGGACAGUGGCCACGGUGUCUUCAAACAAAACCCACCACCCAUUAACACCUUACUGGGUUGGUCCUUUCAAGUAGACCAACUUUUGCCCCCAAAUGUGACUCGCGUCUGCACAGAAAAACAGUGGCUCUCCAUCUCGUUCACAUUUGCUACGGGUGUAUUUGCCCAACCUGGAUUCAAAACUGAGAUCUUAUCAGGCCUCUCUGAUGAAAUUUUCCUGGAUGAACCUUAAAUCUGAACAUUUGUUUUUUUUAGUUUUGCUGUAAAACAUGAUGCCCAGCACAAGUUACUAUUUGGGGUAAAUAUGUGGUUGAACCAAGAGCCAUUCAGUUCUAGCAUCCAAAUUGACUGCAAGUGACACAUGAUCAACACUCGUAAAAAUAAAAUUUAUUAGCAUCUCUAAUGUGUAUAAAUAAAAACAUAUGAAAGGAUGCAUAUCAUGUCAUGAGCGUAACAAUACAGGGUUACAUGUGAUACAAAGGGCGCUCUGCAGUCUCACCAGUGCCAUGAGGAAAUCUAAAAGACAUUCUUUAAGAAAAGA
This is a messenger RNA of Synchiropus splendidus (mandarinfish), 1512 nucleotides long. RefSeq lists its product as uncharacterized. Gene Ontology annotation, cellular component: nucleosome. The coding region runs from base 501 to 851 and encodes 116 amino acids. The record is from RefSeq and is a predicted model, not a curated record. The transcript has 2 exons. Lineage: Eukaryota; Metazoa; Chordata; Actinopteri; Syngnathiformes; Callionymidae. Gene Ontology annotation, molecular function: DNA binding; protein heterodimerization activity; structural constituent of chromatin.